UGUGGCGGGGCCGGGCCGGGCCGAGCCGCCCCCGCCCGCUCCGGUGGCUCCGGCCCGCAGCAGCCCCUUCGGUCUCUGCUCUGGGAGGACCCCGGUCGCCAUGUCGCGGGGCGGCGGGAAGGGAUUGAGCUUGAAGGACAAGCUGGAUGGUAACGAACUGGACCUGAGUCUUUGUGACCUGAACGAAGUGCCGGUCCGAGAGCUGGCCGCUCUCCCCAAAGCCACCGUGUUGGAUUUGUCCUGUAACAACCUGGUUUCCCUGCCGUCAGACUUCUGCAGUUUGUUGCAUCUGGUGAAACUGGAUCUGAGUAAAAAUCGGCUCCAGCAGCUGCCUGUGGACUUUGGCCGCCUGAUCAAUCUGCAGCACCUGGACCUGCUGAACAACCGUUUGGUCACCCUGCCAGUCAGCUUUGCACAGCUCAAGAACCUGAAGUGGCUGGAUUUGAAGGACAAUCCCCUGGAUCCUGUCCUAGCUAAAGUAGCAGGAGACUGUCUGGAUGAGAAGCAGUGUAAACAGGCUGCUGUCAAGGUACUGCAGCACAUGAAAGCAAUCCAGUCCGAGCAGGAUCGGCAGCGGCAACGGAAGCUGCAAGCAGAGCGAGAAAUGGAGAAGAAGCGUGAAGCAGAACAGCGUGCAAAGGAGGCUCAAGAAAGGGAACUGAGGAAGAGAGAGAAGGCAGAAGAAAAGGAACGCAGGAGACGGGAGUAUGAUGCUCAGAAAGCUGCCAAGCAGAUGGAAAAGAAACCUAAAAAAGAAACGGUGCAGACCCGAAAGCCUGCCUCCGGUUCUCGUCCCCCUCAGCCAUCCCGGCACAAGCACUCCUCCUGGUCACGGUCGGUACUGCGGGUCCUGCUCUUCCUGCUGUUCUGUGUCCUCUGCACCCUGGCUGCCUGCAAGCUGACGGAGCUGCACCGCCAACCUCUGUGCAUCAGCGUCAACACCCUCUACGAGGACGUGUUAGCUGCUCUGCAGAACCACAAAACCCUGCAAAACAUGCUACAGCACAACUCGCAGCAGUGAUUGUCCCCGACGGGCACCUGCUUCCUCAGCAUCUCCCUCCACCAUCUUACACAGCCAGAAUUCCUAUGGAAUUGUGUUCUGAUGAAACUGCUUUUAACCAGUCAGCGUCAGUUUGCUGGUCCACUCCACUCAGAGCAGAGUUAUUGUGCAGAUCCUCUUUGCUGUGCAUGUUUCCCAGUUGGCCUGUAACUCCCUUUAUUUGUCCACAUUCACCUAAACUUGUUAACACUUCUUACCUCCAGGGGAUGGUCACCUAGAUGGUGAGGUACAGACUGCUGCCAGCCUCAAGGAGGGCAGAAACCAGCCCGUGUGUUAUCUCGGCAGCUGGAGCUCUGUCCUGGAGGUAGAGGGUUUUUAAACAUAUCCAUUCCUUGCUCUCAUUUCUAUUUGUGCUAAAAAUGGUGAUGUGGCUGUAUGGGAAUAUGUUAAGGCCCACUCCAGGACCAAUGACAAGUGUGUAGGAUGGCUGUGUGUCCCUGGGUUGGAGCGGUGGAGCUGAUGUGCUAUUGAAAGGAGCUGAAAAUUUUCAAUACAACAGUUUUCGCAGCA
Molecule: messenger RNA, 1570 nt
Organism: Calypte anna (Anna's hummingbird)
Lineage: Eukaryota; Metazoa; Chordata; Aves; Apodiformes; Trochilidae
Gene: LRRC59
Product: leucine rich repeat containing 59
Exons: 7
Coding region: 101-1021 (306 amino acids)
Molecular function (GO): protein binding
Source: RefSeq, a predicted model, not a curated record